CCCAAUUUGGGAGGUGGAGCUUCACUCGGAGGCUGGACGGGGCGGGGCGGGGCGGGGCAGAGCUUCCCGGGGGUGGGACUCCGGUCUCCGUGGCGUGUGGCAAAAGACAGGGUUAGGUCUAAAGAGGCGAUGGCGGCAAGCGCUUUGAGUCUCCUGACCACAUUGCUGACUGUUGCCACCAGUGCCUCCCGGGCCCAGGUCGAGUCCGAGGCGGGGUGGGACAUGUCGGCGCCGGAUCUGCUCUUCGCCGAGGGGACUGCGGCCUACGCACGCGGGGACUGGCCCGGGGUGGUACUGAGCAUGGAGCGGGCGCUGCGCUCACGGGCGGCCCUGCGCGCCCUCCGCCUGCGCUGCCGCACCCGGUGUGCCGCCGACUUCCCGUGGGAGUUGGACCUCAGCUCGCCCCCGAUCCUGACGCAGGCCUCGGGCGCCACCGCCCUGCAUGACCUGCGCUUCUUCGGGGGCCUGCUGCGCCGCGCCGCCUGCCUGCGCCGCUGCUUGGGGCCGCCGGCCUCCCACUCACUCAGCGAGGAACUGGAGUUGGAGUUCCACAAGCGGAGCCCCUACAACUACCUGCAGGUCGCCUACUUCAAGAUAAACAAGUUGGAGAAAGCCGUCGCAGCAGCGCACACCUUCUUUGUGGGCAAUCCUGAGCACAUGGAGAUGCGUCAGAACCUAGACUAUUACCAGACCAUGUCUGGGGUGAAGGAGACUGACUUCAAGGAUCUUGAGGCCAAACCCCAUAUGGAUGAGUUCCGACUGGGAGUCCGACUUUACUCAGAGGAGCAGCCGCAGGAAGCCGUGCCCCACCUCGAGGCGGCGCUGCAGGAGUACUUCCUGGCGGAUGAGGAGUGCCGGGCACUCUGCGAGGGACCCUAUGACUAUGACGGCUACAACUACCUGGAGUACAAUGCCGACCUCUUCCAGGCCAUCACAGAUCAUUACAUCCAGAUCCUCAGCUGUAAGCAGAACUGUGUCACUGAGCUGGCUUCCCACCCAAGUAGAGAGAAACCAUUUGAAGACUUCCUGCCAUCGCAUUAUAAUUAUCUGCAGUUUGCCUACUAUAACAUUGAGAAUUAUACACAGGCUAUCGAAUGUGCCAAGACCUAUCUCCUCUUCUUCCCCAAUGAUGAGGUGAUGAGCCAGAAUCUGGCCUACUAUACCGCCAUGCUUGGAGAAGAACAAGCCAGAUCCAUUGGACCGCGUGAGAGUGCCCAGGGGUACCGACAGCGAAGCCUGCUGGAGAAAGAACUGCUUUUCUUCGCUUACGAUGUUUUUGGAAUUCCCUUUGUUGAUCCGGAUUCAUGGACUCCAGAAGAGGUGAUUCCCAAGAGAUUGCAAGAGAAACAGAAGUCAGAACGGGAAACAGCUGUUCGCAUCUCCCAGGAGAUCGGAGACCUGAUGAAAGAGAUUGAGACCCUUGUGGAAGAGAAGACCAAGGAGUCGCUCGAUGUGAGCAGGCUGACCCGGGAAGGUGGCCCCCUACUCUAUGAAGGCAUCCAUCUCACCAUGAACUCCAAAGUCCUGAACGGUUCCCAGCGGGUGGUGAUGGAUGGUGUAAUCUCUGAUGAUGAGUGCCGGGAGCUGCAGAGACUGACCAACGCAGCAGCAACUUCAGGAGAUGGCUACCGGGGCCACACCUCCCCACACACCCCCAACGAAAAGUUCUAUGGCGUCACUGUCUUCAAAGCCCUCAAGCUGGGACAGGAAGGGAAAGUUUCUCUGCAGAGCGCCCACCUGUACUACAAUGUGACGGAGAAGGUGCGGCGCGUCAUGGAGUCCUACUUCCGCCUGGACACCCCGCUCUACUUCUCCUACUCCCACCUGGUGUGCCGCACCGCAAUCGAAGAGGCACAGGCUGAGAGGAAGGACAGUAGCCACCCAGUCCACGUGGACAACUGCAUCCUGAACGCCGAGGCCCUCGUGUGCAUCAAGGAGCCCCCAGCCUACACCUUCCGGGACUACAGCGCCAUUCUUUACCUAAAUGGAGACUUCGAUGGAGGAAACUUUUAUUUCACUGAACUAGAUGCCAAGACCGUGACGGCAGAGGUGCAGCCCCAGUGUGGAAGGGCCGUGGGAUUCUCCUCAGGCACCGAGAACCCGCAUGGAGUGAAGGCCGUCACG
This is a messenger RNA of Hipposideros armiger (great roundleaf bat), 2124 nucleotides long. RefSeq names its product prolyl 3-hydroxylase 1 (gene P3H1). Gene Ontology annotation, cellular component: endoplasmic reticulum. The record is from RefSeq and is a predicted model, not a curated record. Gene Ontology annotation, biological process: collagen metabolic process. The transcript is spliced from 14 exons. Lineage: Eukaryota; Metazoa; Chordata; Mammalia; Chiroptera; Hipposideridae. Gene Ontology annotation, molecular function: procollagen-proline 3-dioxygenase activity; L-ascorbic acid binding; iron ion binding. The annotation marks the transcript as partial.